CACCACUGGAGUUCUGCUGCGCAAACUACAGCAGGACCGACUCCUCAGCUCCCUCACACACAUCAUCGUGGAUGAGGUUCAUGAGCGGAGCGUCCAGUCAGAUUUCCUCCUCACCGUACUAAAAGAAGUGGUCCAUAAGCGCUCGGAUCUGCGUUUGAUCUUGAUGAGCGCUACAGUCGACUGUCAAAAGUUUGCCAACUACUUCAACCGCUGUCCUGUGGUCACCAUACCUGGCAGAACUUUCCCUGUGGAGGUGUUUCACCUGGAGGAUAUCGUGGAGGAGACGGGUUAUGUUCUGGAGCAGGACUCAGAGUACACUCAGAGGUUUGUGGAGGAGGAAGAGGAAGUCAGCAUCAACAUCACACAGAAAGGAGGAAAGACUCUUCAGCACCAGGAGCCGAUCGUGAGGGACUCUGGCCCAGGCUGGGAUCUGAGCCCUGAGCUGGAUCACUUCAGCAGCCGGACGCGACACGUCCUGCAGUAUAUGAACCCCAAUAAGAUAAAUAUGGAUCUGAUAUUAGACCUACUGGAAUACCUGGAUAAAUCACCUCAGUUUCGUGAUGUGGAUGGUGCAGUUCUGAUCUUCCUCCCAGGCCUGGCUCAUAUUCAACAGCUGCAUGAUCUACUGACCACCGACAAGAGGUUCAGCUCCAAGGACAGGUAA
This is a messenger RNA of Sinocyclocheilus grahami, 664 nucleotides long. RefSeq names its product ATP-dependent RNA helicase DHX29-like. Gene Ontology annotation, molecular function: helicase activity; RNA binding. The record is from RefSeq and is a predicted model, not a curated record. The coding region runs from base 164 to 664 and encodes 166 amino acids. Lineage: Eukaryota; Metazoa; Chordata; Actinopteri; Cypriniformes; Cyprinidae. Gene Ontology annotation, cellular component: intracellular anatomical structure. The transcript is spliced from 5 exons.